UUCAUGGAGGCCACUCUGCAUGUUGGCUAUGCUUUGCUGGAUAAGGCUUUGAUACCGGACUUUAUAAUGUGCGCUGUGAUACACGCUCUAUGCCGGCAGAGGUUGCGUGAAAUUGACCACGGCUUGUUCGAGGCCAAUCAUGCUGUGAAGAUGGAAUGGAUUGAGCGGGUGCGAGCAAGAGAUAGCAUCACAGAUCAUACGAAGAAAGCGAAUGAGCAUCAUUAUGAGGUGCAAAGUGUGUCGAUAAUACGUCAAGCAUGCUAA
Messenger RNA from Laetiporus sulphureus 93-53, 264 nucleotides. RefSeq lists its product as uncharacterized. NCBI's taxonomy places the organism in Eukaryota, Fungi, Basidiomycota, Agaricomycetes, Polyporales, Laetiporaceae. The record is from RefSeq and is a predicted model, not a curated record. The annotation marks the transcript as partial. The transcript is spliced from 2 exons.